UAUAAAAUCAUCCAAUCGUAUAUACACGGAAGAUUUCUAUGAUUUACUUUCUUAGAUCUGAAUAAUACGAGGUUAAUGGUCAUCGAAGGUAACGGCGUCGUUAUUACGAUACCGAACGGAUAAAACUCGUCUUUAUUUACGAGUAUAGUACCACGGACUCGGUUCAUAACUGCGGCAGAGACUCGUGACCGAAUGCAGACAGUUCCGUGAGGAAAACAGACGGUAAAUUUCCUCGUUAUCGAUGAACAUUCGUAUCCACGGAACCUCAUCGAUUUUAUCUGCGAAAAAAGCUCGAAAGGUAGCGGGACCGACGAGGGUACAUUUAGAUCGAUCGACCUUUAUGAUCGCUAAAGGUUGCGAAUUGUUAUCUAAAGCAUGGCUGCGGAGGGAGAAGCAUCGGUAAUGGGGGCGCCCUGGUACACGAAAUUCUUCGAGUACUGGCGAAACAGGAACCGAGUCGGGCCCGGUAAAGUGGAGCUUCUCGACUGCGACUUCUUUAUCGUUGGACCGCGUCGAACCUUGAGGAUCCUGAGACCAAGUCUGAAAAGCGGCUGGUACUACGAGAACACCACCGACAGACCGGAAUCAGUCGUCGACAAUUUCUUCACCCGUUGGUCCAGGAGACCCCACUCGUCCGGCAAUUGUAGAUGUUCAUUUCGGCAAUCACGUCGAUUCAGUACCACCGAGGAGCAAAUUAUUACCGCGGAAUUGAACAGGAUCAGAACGAGUCUCUGCGAAGCGGAGAAGAACGAACGCGCGAUCGAGGAACUGGAACAGAGAGUAUCGGUAAAUUUGCAGCGAUUAAAUACUCCUGAAAAUCAGCAAACCAAACCGGAGGACUCGACGGAGACGCGUACAAGGACAGAAUCGCAAACUGAGAACGAUCAACAAGUAGACGAGCAAACGAUUAAAAACAAAAUCGUGAAGGAUCUGGAGAAGUAUAUCAACGUGCUCCUAGAGGAGAUACUCGACGACACGGUAAAGUAUAUCGUCGACUCGGAGGACGCUCUUAUCAAAGAUAUAACAGGCUCGAAACAGAGAAAAGAAAGGCGAUCGAGCGAGGAUAAAGGGACCACGGAUGAAAGCAAACUGUCCAGCGAGGAACCAGCCACUGGCAAUGAACAGUCAUUCAACGCAAUCAACUUCUCGUUCCGUCCGACUGGAAACGCGAAGGGAACCCAGUGCAAGAACGAAAUAUUAAGCAACGAGGAGGGAUACAUUAAUCGUGGUUUCAUCGGGUCCACCACCGAUCCAGAUUCUUUGGAUUUUUACCUGCGACGAUCCACCGGCACGGAUGUCACCUGUCUGGAGCAAUUGGACUGCAUCGAUUCCGGGAUAAACAGCGUCGAGACGAUCGAGUUUCAGCCAGAUCAGGAGCCCAGUCUCGAGCAAUCCCUGUUGAGGAUCAUCGACGAGAAACUCGGCAGGACACCGUCGUCGUCGUUGCCGCCGCUUGGGAACAGUUGGGAGGAUCUGACCGGCACAGGUGGCCAGGACAACGAUCCUCGUGGCCGGCCGACAAAGAGACGGGACGGCGCGGGUAAGGUGAUUCCGAGAAGUGGCGAGCAGCUGAGCAACGACGAAGGAGAAGGAGGAGGCAAUAAGGGAUCGGAGGUCACCGGGAGGAAGAACGAUGCGGAAAGCGAUGGCGAGCCGCGGGCUCCAAGCGUUGAAACCGCCGGAGGAGGAGGAGGAGGAGGUGGAAUCGAUAUCUCGACGGAUAAUCUCGAGGAUGGCAGAAGAGAACAGCCAACGGUGGAGCCCAAGGAGCUAGAGGAAAUUGUUAACGAGCCCAGUUUCGAGAAUCUCCGGCUGGAAUUCAAGGGCAAACCGAACGACGAGUCGUCCUUGAGGCCCAAAAAGGGUAACGCGAUAUCGAAGCUGCGGGAAAAGCUGUGCGCGAAUCCGACCAAGCCCGAGGAACAGCCUCUGGAGAAUAGCAGCUGGAACGAGAAGAUGGCCGCGUUCCAAACGAAAAGGGACGCGACGUCGAUCGAGCUGGACGAUUAUAGGAAGAUGUGGCCGGACAUCGAGGAAACGUCCACGGCUGGUUAUGAACCGAAUCCACGUGAUUUGGUCACCUUCAGAAGAAACAGGAAGCCGAUGAUCGUGUUCCUUCAUGGGUUUGGAUCGUCUGCGGAGAUCUUCGAGCAUCAGUUGCGAUAUUUCUCUGCUCUUGGGUAUCCUUGCAUCGCGCCGGAUAUGCUUGGGCAUGGUAUGAGUUCAGCACCAGGUCGAUCCAGGGAUUAUCACUUUAACAAACUGCUGAUGGAUCUCGACACCGUCCUAUGCCAUUACGCGUUCAAGCCCGGACAGAAGUGCGUACUGGUAGCGCACAAUUAUGGGUGCAGUUUCGCCGCUGCAUUGGCCUGUAAAUACGACAGUAGGAUACGUCAGCUAGUCUUAAUAUCCGGAGGUGGUCCGACUCCAUUGGCGGCGCCCAGCACCGAAAGUACCGGUCAUUGUUGCCUCCGAGCGAUCCUGGCGCCUUUUUUAAUGUGUGGCCUUCACAGAAAUAUAUUAUAUACCGCGAGGGGCCGUCAACACCCUUACUGCGGCCCCGAGCCACCUGAACAAUGGCCCUCGCACAUGAAAUACGUUUUGGAUGGAAUGGUCUGGCCGGAAGGAGACUACGUUUACCAUAGAAGGAUAUGCACGCCGACGUUACUCAUACAUGGCCUAAGGGACAACAAAACUUGUUUAUCUUUCGAUAUGGUAACCAUGUUGAAAGCUUUCUUGGAAGCGAUUCCAGCAGCCGGCCAUACUCCCAUGACUGAUUGCCCGGAGCAAGUGAAUCACAUGAUACACUGUUUCAUAGAUUUGUGGAACAAUAAGAAAUGGUAGCGUAGUAAAAUACUUAUGUGCAUAUGAUUCACGCAAAAGACAAUUUGUGAAACCGUGUAUAUUAUUACAUAAGAUUAUAUUUGAAUCAAGUUCUUUGUACGGGUAUUCGACUCAUUGUACAUGCUAGAGAAAGAAAAAAAAAGUAAUGUGGUGCCUUGUGCUUAAUUUGCUGCGGCGAAUUCAAUGCAUCGAGACAAAAAUUAGAACCUAUUGUACAUAAUCUAGUUUUCUAUUGGUGAGAAUUCGUUUGUAUAGAUGCUAUUUUAUACAAUUGUAAUAAUGUAAUCAAUUUUUUUUAGAAAUAUUUUUCUACGGUUUUUUUUUAAAUCUAACGUCGUGCGAUAGAGAAGUAAGUAUGAGUUAUUCACAUUUGUAAAGAAAUUGUAUAAGUCUGCAUGAUAACUGUGCCAAAACGUGUACACGGUUGUUACGAUGUUUGUUUAUAUUUACGCGUCCUUAACGAAGGUUUGUUUGUAAAUGAAAUUGUAAAAUA
Molecule: messenger RNA, 3337 nt
Organism: Dufourea novaeangliae
Lineage: Eukaryota; Metazoa; Arthropoda; Insecta; Hymenoptera; Halictidae
Exons: 4
Coding region: 376-2844 (822 amino acids)
Source: RefSeq, a predicted model, not a curated record